Molecule: messenger RNA, 864 nt
Organism: Yarrowia lipolytica CLIB122
Lineage: Eukaryota; Fungi; Ascomycota; Dipodascomycetes; Dipodascales
Biological process (GO): carbohydrate metabolic process
Cellular component (GO): cytoplasm
Molecular function (GO): glucose-6-phosphate 1-epimerase activity; carbohydrate binding
Source: RefSeq, a predicted model, not a curated record
AUGUCCGUGUCCCAAACCGAUUCUACCGUGACUGUCACUAUCGGCUCGUCCGAAGUCAAGAUCCUACGAUACGGAGCCACCGUCCUAUCGUGGACCAUUGACGGCAAGGAACAGCUGUGGCUGUCCGAGUCUGCCAAGCUCGAUGGCUCCAAGGCCGUGCGAGGAGGCAUUCCUCUUGUUUUCCCCGUUUUUGGCAAGUCCACCGAGGGCCCCACUUCGGCCCUUCCCCAGCAUGGCUUUGCACGAACCUCCACCUGGGAGUACCUUGGUCAGACUUCGGAGAAGCCCGUGGCUGCCAUCCAGUUUGGUCUGGGUCCUGAGAACCUGUCUGACGAGGCCAAGAAGCAGUGGGACUACAACUUCACUCUGAUUUACACCGUGACUAUCGACGACGCCAACAAGACUCUCGAGACCCGAAUGUCAGUGGAGAACGCUGAGCAGAACAAGCCCUUCGACUUCAACAUCCUCUUCCACACCUAUCUGCGAGUCCCCGAGAUUGCCAACGUCGAAGUGACUGGUCUGCAGGCCGUCCCCGUCAAGGAUAAGGUGACUGUUUCUUCCUACGUCGAGCAGGCCGCCAAGGUGACUGUAUCCGGAGAGGUCGAUCGAGUGUACGAAAAUGUGCCUGGAGCUGUCAAUGUCGAUGUCGAGAACAAACCCUACCUAACCGUCACUCGAGACAAUAUCAACGACGUGGUGGUGUGGAACCCCUGGACCGAGAAGGCCGAGGGUCUCGCUGAUUUCACCCCCAAGCAGGGCUUCCACCAUAUGAUCUGCAUCGAGGCAGGAGACGUGGCCAAGUGGCAGAAGCUGGCCGCUGGCGAUAAGUGGGAGGGUGGCCAGAAGAUCAAGGCUCAUUUGUAG